UCCGUCCAUGACGACAUCGAUCUUGUUGAUGGACAAUCUCACUUGAAGCUUGAAUGAAGCAGUUGCAGCCUGAAUCGUGCAAUUCUACAUUAUUGCUCAGAGGACCACAUCGCUUGUCAUCGGCCAGCAUUCAGAGCACUCGAGAUACCGUCAACAUGUCCGAGCUCAACGUGUUUGCUACCACCUUCAACCUUGCUACACGAGCAGCCGCUCUGACGGAUGGCGAGCUACACCGAUGGUUGGCGCCCAUGUGGAACCGCAAGGAUGGAGUCAAGGCGGACGUGGUAGUGAUCAGUAUUCAAGAGAUGUCGCCUCUACACGUCUCGAUGUCCGGACUGUCUGUGCCUCUGGUCGACAAGCUUAGCUCUCGCUUCCUCGAGAAUCUUAAUGACGCUACCGACUCUUCGACAUACUACCAGGUCGCUUCCGAGUCACUAUGUUCGAUCGGACUGUGGGUUUUUGCCGACGAACAAUCGGUACCGAAAUCGAAGUUGGGCAAGGUGGUCCUCAGCGCCACCGGAUUCGGAGCAGGAGGGACAGGAAACAAGGGUGCGGUCGGUGCGAGGGUUCUCAUCGAUCGGGGCGCCGUCGAAGGGCAGAGCCAAUGGGAGAGUUUCACCUUUAUCUCGACGCAUCUAGCCGCUCACGACUACGCCAUCAAGACGAGAAACGCCAAUUACCAAACCAUGCUCACUUCCCUCAUCUUCCCUGCCACAUCGGCCCUGGACGUACCCUCUCGAGUGUUUGAGACGUCUCAUUGUUUCGUCCUCGGUGAUCUCAACUAUCGGUUGAGCGACAAGGUCAGGACGGUCGAACGUCGGGUUGCCGGGAGCGAAAAGGAUCAACAGAAGAAUCCGCAUCGAUGGGAUGCGAUUGUGGAAGGCUCUUUGUCCCCGGACCAGGGUGAGAGGUCGGAGUUGUUUGCUCAACGUAAAUCUCUCGUCGAGAUGGACACGCUCGCCGAGCAACGUGGUCGAAAUCAGACCAUGCUCGGUCUGAGGGAAGGACCGUUGACCUCGUUUGCCCCGACUUAUAAACGUCUCAUGGGCAAGGUCGAGGGGUACCACCCGAAACGUCGACCGGGGUAUACCGAUCGGAUCCUAUUUGCCAGUUACGACGACCGUCUAGAAGGAGCCUCGAACGGCGAUGGGGAUGACGAUGACGAUCAGACCAGCUUGAUCGGGAGACGCGUAGUCGGGAGGACCAAGGCACUCGUGUACGAUUCCAUCCCGGAGAUGAUCAUCUCGGACCACAAACCCGUCUAUUCGAUCAUCAACCUGCCUCCACCCUUAUCGGACCGGUCGACGCCUUCUAUGGGAUCCACGCCUUAUCAGACCCCCAGGCUACCCUUCCCGUACUCCGUACAAGCUGCGUCCGACCCACUCGUCCUUGCCAUGUACAACGGUGUCGGAAGGACAACAGAUCGGGUGAUAGGGUUCGCUUGGUACUCGACGUUGAUCCUGGGAGGUGGCAAGGAGGUCGUAGGGAUCGCAGUAGAGGUCGUCUUGUUGACUGUUCUACUAUUCUGGUGGAAUGGGAUCUGGCCGUUUUGAAGUGUUUGAUUGAGAUUUGUAACAUUAUACCCGAUAUAGAGCAAAAGAUUGCAAUACCACACACAAGUGAUUGAGACGUCAUCGACGCAGAAUCAGCCAGAUUGAAUUGCAUCGAGGGAAAUCAUGGUCUUGAAAUCAAGCGAUAUGUGUAAAUCGUCUCCGCUGAGAAUGAUUUCGCUCUUCUGCGUUGAAGCCCAAUCUGGAACCCUUCUUUGGCCAAGCGUCAUCCACACCUGGUCCGAGGUCAGUGAUGUCUUCACCUCCCUCCCAAUUCCCCCUCUCUGCCAAGCCGGCAAAUAUGCCGAAUGAUUGAGGUUGCCACGUUGCCCACAUCUUGAUUGGGUAACCGACCAGAUCGAGAUGAAAAGGGACGCACAUGCGAAAGAAAAACAUCGAAGAAAAUCGUGAGCUUGCGUGCUUACUCCAUCGACAUCGACCCAACCCAACCCAGCCUAAAGCAACUUACCUGAAAGUCCGCCGGCUCAUUCC
Messenger RNA from Filobasidium floriforme, 2042 nucleotides. RefSeq names its product Endonuclease/exonuclease/phosphatase. Bases 54 to 1553 code for a protein of 499 amino acids. NCBI's taxonomy places the organism in Eukaryota, Fungi, Basidiomycota, Tremellomycetes, Filobasidiales, Filobasidiaceae. The transcript has 3 exons. The record is from RefSeq and is a predicted model, not a curated record. Gene Ontology annotation, biological process: phosphatidylinositol dephosphorylation. Gene Ontology annotation, molecular function: phosphatidylinositol-4,5-bisphosphate 5-phosphatase activity.